Messenger RNA from Sphaerodactylus townsendi, 2194 nucleotides. RefSeq names its product cytokine receptor like factor 1 (gene CRLF1). The record is from RefSeq and is a predicted model, not a curated record. The transcript is spliced from 8 exons. Gene Ontology annotation, biological process: cytokine-mediated signaling pathway. Bases 541 to 1584 code for a protein of 347 amino acids. Gene Ontology annotation, molecular function: protein binding; cytokine receptor activity. Gene Ontology annotation, cellular component: external side of plasma membrane. NCBI's taxonomy places the organism in Eukaryota, Metazoa, Chordata, Lepidosauria, Squamata, Sphaerodactylidae.
AAAAGGAGGUCAAAACUGGGAGUGGGGGGGGGAUAAGGAAUAUUUUGGAGAAGGGGAGCUCUUAACUCUGGGGCUCCCCCCCCCCCAGCUAGCAAAGAGGAGCUGGAUGGAUGGAUCACAAGAAGAAGGGAGGGGGUAUCUCAUUUGAGCAAAGACUUGUUAAUUUCAACCUCAUCCCCCCCCCCCCCACAAAGCCCAGAGGGGCGGGGAAGGGCAGGGCGGGGCGGGAAGAAAAAGAGGUAUUAAGCAACUUGUCAAGUUUGAACAGCACAGACUUGCUUAGGAAAUCCCUUGGUUAGUGCUUUCUAUUGGAGGGGUUGUUUUUUUUUUGGAAGGGAAAGCUGAGGGACAAAAACCAACAGGAGAUUCUGCCCCCCCCCCUCCCCAAAUGCUCAUGAGAACAUACUUAACAGGAGCCUUUUUUGGGGGGAGGGUACAGCAAAGGACCAUUGGGAAGGCAGAAGAGGGAUCCCUUCUAGAAGAGAAAAAAAAGUAUCACUCCCUUUUGGGGGAAAAAAAGGCUUUCUCUUUUUUUCCACUAUGAUGAAAGUGCUCUUGCUCGGUUUGGCAUUGCUGCGGGUGGAUUCUCUGAUGUACCCAGCGGCCAUCUCUCCCCAAGAUCCCACUCUCCUCAUUGGCUCCUCUCUCACAGCUUCCUGUUCCGUCGCUGCUGACUCGAGCCUGAGAGCCGAGGAUCUUUACUGGACUCUAAAUGGCCGGCGGCUCCCGGCUGAGACCUAUGAGGUCCGCAGCGCCAGGACGCUGAGUGUGACCAUCUCCAGUUUGAAUGGAUCACAGCAGCAGUCGGGGGAUAACUUGGUCUGCCACAGCAAGGAUGGAGGCAUCUUGGCUGGGUCGUGUCUCUAUGUAGGAUUGCCUCCGGAAAAGCCCACCAACAUCUCUUGUUGGUCUAAGAACAUGAAAGAUCUCACCUGCAAAUGGGCACCUGGGACGGAAGGCGAGACCUACCUGCACACGAAUUAUACCCUCAAGUACAAACUAAGGGAAAGCGAGAGCACUUCUGAUGCGACUUUUCGUGCCAGAGUGGUGACAACCGACCCCCCCUCGAAUGUUCACGUGAGCCGCGUCGGAGAUUUGGAGGACCAGCUCAGUGUCCGAUGGAGCGCCCCGCCAGCCCUCAAAGACUUCCUCUUCCAAGCCAAAUAUCAGAUCCAGUAUCGAGUAGAGGACAGUUCAGAGUGGAAGGUGGUGGACAACGUGGGGAAUCAGACUUCAUGUCGACUGGCCGGGCUGAGACCGGGCACGGUCUACUUUGUCCAAGUGCGUUGCAAUCCAUUUGGAAUCUACGGUUCCAAGAAGGCAGGAAUAUGGAGCGACUGGAGCAGCCCCACCGCAGCCUCAACACCUCGGAAUGGGCGGGCCGCUGCCGUCUGCGAGCCGAAGAACGGUGAGCACAACAACACGCUCCGGAGGGAACUCAAGCAGUUCUUCGGGUGGAUGCGCAAGCACGGAAGUUCGUACGGCUGCGCCAACCUGAGCAUCAAAAUGUACGACCAGUGGCGCGUCUCACUGCAAAAGUCACACAAAACGCGGAACCAGGUCCUAUCCGGCGAUAAAUCGUAGCGAAGUUUGAAGGAGCCUAAACAAUAAGGACUCUCCAGAAGUUCCAGGGGCGGUUCCAGCUUCUCGGAGCUCUCUCAGCCCCACCUACCUCACAGGGUGUUUGUUGUGAGGGGGGAAGGGCAAGGAGAUUGCAAGCCCUUUUGAGUCUCCUGCAGGAGAGAAAGGGGGGAUACAAAUCCAAACUCUUCCUCUUUUUCUUCUUCCUUCCUGGUGAGACAGAGACUUGCCAAGGGAUCGUCAUAUCACAAGCAGCCGGCAGAAGAGGCUUGCUUUUGUGUCCGUGGGCUCUGAAAAUGGGCCAAGGGCUGACCUUCCCUCCUGCCACCGUCGUGACUGAUUCCUCCCCGCCAAGCGGCAAGGAGCAGCACCAUGAACUCGCUUCUCCCUCCAAGUUAAUCUUUUCCCAUCUAUGUCUCCCCCGAUCAGCCCUCAGGAGAACGUUAAUAGCCCCAACUCUUUCCAAUGUUUGCCUUAUAGGUAUUUGCCAAUAGCUCAGUGGUUCUCAACCUCCCUUAUGCCGCGACCCUUUCAUACCGUUCCUCGUGUUGUGGUGACCCCCAACCCUAACAUUUAUCCAUUUUACAGAUGGAGAACACUGAUGCAGAGAGUC